This is a messenger RNA of Boeremia exigua, 654 nucleotides long. Its product is annotated as trafficking protein particle complex subunit 5. NCBI's taxonomy places the organism in Eukaryota, Fungi, Ascomycota, Dothideomycetes, Pleosporales, Didymellaceae. Gene Ontology annotation, cellular component: TRAPPI protein complex; TRAPPII protein complex; TRAPPIII protein complex. The transcript has 2 exons. Gene Ontology annotation, biological process: endoplasmic reticulum to Golgi vesicle-mediated transport. The coding region runs from base 1 to 654 and encodes 217 amino acids. The record is from RefSeq and is a predicted model, not a curated record.
AUGAGCGGGACACCAACCCAGGGUACCGGCCUGCGGUACCCUUCGAACAAGAAGAGCAUUUACGACCGCAACCUGAAUAGGAGCAAGAAUGCGGAGCUUAGCAGGGCGGCCUUUGCGUACCUGUUCAUCGAGAUGAUUGCAUACGCGCAAAGAGGGGUCUCGAACGUGGGGGAUCUGGAGCAAAAACUCAACACACAAGGUUAUCCAAUCGGUCUGCGACUCCUCGACCUCCUGCUAUCUCGUUCCUCCAAUCCACUCGCAAGCAUACGACCGACCCGAAUCCUCCCACUCCUCCAGUUCAUCGCGCAGACAUUAUAUCGGCACCUUUUCGGGCGGCCCGCAGAUGCGUUGGAGAAGUCGAGUACAGAACCCGGGCAAUACAUGCUUUUCGACAACGAACCCAUGGUCAAUCAAUACAUAUCGCUGCCGAGAGAGCUUAGCAGUCUGAAUUGCGCGGCCUUUGUAGCCGGCGUGAUAGAAGGAGUAUGCGAUGGCGCAGGAUUCCCGACAGAGGGAGUCACAGCGCAUAGCGUAGGCGAACAGGACCAGGCAAAAGACGCGAAGGCGAUGUGGCCAGACAAGACAGUGUUCCUGAUCAAGUUCAAGCCAGAGGUGCUGGAGAGAGAGGAGAUACUUGGAAGAGGCGGCGGCUAA